ACAUGACAUCGAAUGACAUCCUCGCGUAAGACAUGAAGUGUUAAAAAACUGAUAAGGGGGAAGUCCCCGAAAUAUUUUGAUACGCAGUGAUAAGAAAUUCGCGAAAAACAUUCAUUUCUGUGGGAUCAAUCUCAUCGAUAAGACGCUACGACGCUCCCCAAGAGGGACACGGAGAAAUUCCUCGAUUUGAUGGCGCAAUCCGAAGGGAAUACACGGAAUGUUGUCAAGCACGUGUCAGUGCUUCCACGGAAAUCCUCAAGUGUCACCUCCAGAGCUCCCUCACCGGCGUUGCUCAGUGCGUAUAAGGAGUUGCUUGGUGUUGUCUUCAAGAUUCCCAAUGGAAGUGUCAAAGCGCGUGUUCUUGCUGCCACUUUGGCUGCUCUGAAUGGGGAAUCCCCGGAUUCGUCGAGCAAGUCAUUGUGUCACUGCUCCGUUGAACGAAUUGAUCGCAGUACGCAGACAACCUUGGACGAGGAAGUGCCAAGAGUAGCCACAGAUUCCGCGCAAAAACCCCCAAUUCUCUCUGUUGGUGGUGUCGUGAAGGGUGGCAGGAAACGGAAGGUACUCACCCCGACAGCCAGUACAGGGAAGGAUCUCGGGGUGAGGUUGACGGAGCGACAGAAGUUGCUGCGACAGCAGAUCAAGGAACGUCCCGCUGUGAGGUCAUCUGAGCGCCUUCCAAGUGAGACUGAUCUCACGGAAACAAUUGUGGAGGGAUUCGAGAGUCUCCCUGAUGAGGAAAUUGCUGCCAUGCUGCGAGAUUUGGAGGCCUCAGUGCAUCCGGAUGUGAAUAAGGUUGUGAAGAAUUGGAUGCUCAAGGACUGGAUUGAAUGUACGGAAUACAAUGAUGAUGGAUAUUUGCCAAUUCACACCGCAGCAUUGGAGUCAAAUGAAACCCUACUAAAGCGCCAAUGUUUAACGCUGAAUUUUCGCAAAUUGGGAGUGGAUUUGGAGACACUCCAGGGUCACAGUGCCCUCCAAAUUGCCCUAAUUAGUCAAUCAGACAGCCGAAUCAUCUCCCUGCUCAUCGAAAAGGGUGCAGAUGCGACAAAAGUUGACCGGAAUGGGAAUAAUUGUGCCCUCUUGGCUGCCAAGCAUGCCCAGAACGUUGAAAUCUUCACAACUAUCCUCCGGAAGACAUCCCUGGCUGAGCUCCAGAGAGAAAAUUUCAGUACUCACGGAAUUUUCCGCAUUGUCGUUGAUUCUGGGAAGCUCAGCUUCCUCCAUGAGCUUCUACGGUACGUCGAUGAAUGCCUGGGCUUGCAAUCAUCCACUCCCGAGCUGAAGGAUGAGAAAAACUUCAUCACAGCAUGCAAGGAUAAAAUAGCAAAAUUCUCCGAGGAAGAUCCCGUAAAAAUGGCUAGGAGUGUUAAAAUUAAUGAUCUGAAGGCACGAAUGAUAAAUCAACGUGAUAGAAUGGCUGGAAAAACUCCCCUCUUCUGUGCCGUGGAGAAGCAGAAAGAAUCCCUCAUGUUGGCUCUCCUGGUGAAUUAUGCUGAUCCCCGCGUGAAGACUUUCAUCGGCGUGGAUGCCUACACAGUGGCCAGUGAGGUAUUGAUGCAAAAGAAAAUCUCCGUUCCCCUUUCCACGAUGAUGAACAUUAUUGAAAAUAUAAAUUUGUGCGAAAGACAAGAAGAGGAUUUGGCAAAAAGAAGGAAGUCUAUUAGAAAAAAUUCAUCAGAAUCCGAAGAGAUUCCCUUGACGGGAAAGAAAAGAAGGAAAGUUGCACGCUGAGCGUCCGGAGAGCCCGAAAAAGGUAAGAAUAAAGUUAUUAAAAAAAAAUUGCGUUGAAAUUA
Molecule: messenger RNA, 1796 nt
Organism: Lutzomyia longipalpis
Lineage: Eukaryota; Metazoa; Arthropoda; Insecta; Diptera; Psychodidae
Exons: 3
Coding region: 190-1734 (514 amino acids)
Molecular function (GO): protein binding
Source: RefSeq, a predicted model, not a curated record